Symbiodinium natans is the source of this 612-nucleotide messenger RNA. NCBI's taxonomy places the organism in Eukaryota, Dinophyceae, Suessiales, Symbiodiniaceae. The record is from the annotation of a GenBank genome assembly.
AUGUCCCAUGCACAGAUGGAAACCCGGGAGAUCCUCAAGUUCACGAGGAUGUGCAAGUACUGGCAAGCAAAUCGGUGCACCCUUGGAGCCGACUGCAAGUUUGCGCACUCCGAGUUACAGUUGAAAAGUCAGCCGGAUCUGGUGGGAACGCAGCUUUGCUACCAGUUCACGCGGAAAGGUGUCUGCAAGAACGGCGAGGCAUGCAAGUUUGCCCACGGAAGAGCUGAGCUUCGUCGCCCGGAGAAGCGCUGCCGCCAGCCGGGGAAGAUCCCGCCUCGGCAGCCUCCCUCCACGAUCAACCAAGAGCCGGACCACGUGGCGCCAACCUCGGCCAUGUUCGCCUUCCGGCCACCCCCUGGGCUGGAACGCCGGGCCCCGGCCGCGCUCCCGAAAGUCUCGAUGCUCAACGCGGAGGAUUCCAUGCUCGAUCCACCGGCAACGACGCCCAUGGGCUACAUUCUGAGCUCCAUGCACUUGCCCCUCACUCUGGAAGGGUUCUCGAAAAUGAGCCAGGAGGCAGAGGGAACCGAAAGCGCCUCCACCGCAUGGCUUAGUGGAUGCUUGUCUGACAGUGAGCCGGCCAGCCCAAUGAGCGGGCGGUUCUGGUUGUGA